AGCGAUGUGCUCCCCGCCCUGUGCCCACGGAGGGACCUGCCUGCGAUCCAACACCUGCCUCUGCCCCCCGGGCUGGGCCGGGCGUGGCUGCCACACAGCGGUGUGUGCAGAGCCAUGCGCCAACGGAGGGAAAUGUGUUGCCCCCAACACCUGCCAGUGUCCGUCUGACUACACCGGGGAGCAGUGCCUCACAGCCAUGUGUACACCGCCCUGUCAGAACCAGGGAAGAUGCAUCGAUGUCAACAAGUGCUUCUGCCCCAGGGGCUGGCGGGGAGCGCGCUGUCAGAUCGAGCCUGUUGCCUGCGAUCCGAGGUGUGGGAACGGCGGAGUCUGUGUCGGCUACAACAAGUGCCGCUGCCAACCACAGUUCACGGGGCCGAUCUGUGAGACAGUGGUUCAGACCCCGUGUGUACCUCCCUGCCAACACGGAGGGACGUGUCGACAGCUCAACCGGUGUGAGUGUGCUGAGGGCACCGCAGGGUCCCGCUGCCAGAGGCUCACCUGCCCACUGGUGACCCUGACAGUCAGCACAGCACGAGCCACACGCAGGGGGGUCGCCGAGAGUUAUGUCGACAGGUGUGGUCCCCUUGGGGUCAAACUCUGCAUCAAAUACAGGAUUAAUCAGGUCCGGGUUUACGUGCAGGCUUACAAGGUCGGCUACAAGAUCAUGUGUCCGAAACGGCUGGGGGUAGAGUGAUUGGCCGGAGCCACACUGAGCCGCAGCACUUCGACUGGGAAAGCAUCACCACGGAUUCGUCCACGGUUUCACACACACUGUACUGAGGGGGAACUCGGACCCUCGCCUACUCCACCAUUCGA
This is a messenger RNA of Pristis pectinata (smalltooth sawfish), 819 nucleotides long. RefSeq names its product wnt inhibitory factor 1-like. Bases 5 to 697 code for a protein of 230 amino acids. Gene Ontology annotation, cellular component: cell surface; extracellular region. Lineage: Eukaryota; Metazoa; Chordata; Chondrichthyes; Rhinopristiformes; Pristidae. Gene Ontology annotation, molecular function: signaling receptor binding. The record is from RefSeq and is a predicted model, not a curated record. The transcript is spliced from 7 exons. Gene Ontology annotation, biological process: anatomical structure development.